UCAACAAACAGUGUCGGUGGGUUUUUUCCAGGUCAACAAGUUUACGGAAUAAAGCGAACAAAAUGGUUCUUUGCAUGUAUUUUCUGAAUAAUAAUUGCCGAUUUGGUUCGAGAUGCAAUAAUGAGCAUAUAGACAUUGGGUCAAUGGUGAAGAAUGAAGCAGAUGUUACACUGAAAGGAAAUCAAUGGCCGCUCUCUUGCUUCGGUCCAUUCAAAGAGCGGAACUGCAUUCCCAACUUUAUCGAAGACCAAAGCUUCGAGGAAAUUCGUAUGAUGUAUCUGGAGGCAAAAAUGCAGAACAACAUACUCGCUCAUCAGAUGCAGCUUGCCCAGAUGAUAAACGAUGCCAAAACGAAGAUGCAAUGUCUCACGGCAAUGAACAGAGACAUCCUGAACACGUUGGUGGAAAUUUACAAUCAGCAGGAAAGCAACACUACCAAACCGACGAACACCGCAGCUAACCCGUUUGCCUCGAUAGGGACGGUCGGGACCAACGCUACAGCGUCGAGCAUUUUCGGCGGUGGUAACAGCACAAACACGUUCGGAUCUGGAUUUGGAUCGAGUGCCACCGGUAGUGGUACUUCGGGCACGGUUGGUAGCAUAUUCGGUGGUGGUUCCAUAAGUGGGCAAACGGCACAGCCGGCCGGAAGUAUCUUUGGUUCGGCUGCGUCCACGACAAGUAACAUAUUCGCUAAACCUGCACAGCAAGUAUCCUCUGGCAAUAUCUUCGGAAUGUCCCAACCAACGAACAGCGUCUUUGGUGGUCCUGCAGUAAUGGGUGGAGGACUAUUCGGCAGUGUUCAACAACCGUCUCAACCCGCUGCUCCCAUGUUCGGUAGCGGUACAACGUCAACGAACACGGUCGCCGGUGGAAACAUAUUUGCAAAUGCCGCUACUAACGCUUUUGCCCAACCAACGGCAGCGUCCGGUGGUUCCGUGUUUGGUGGUGGAAGUUUAUUUGGCAACAAUGCUGCAUCCGCCGCACCUGCCGCUGGUAAUUUUGGAACAAUUGCAGCGCAACCCCAACAGGCCACUGGAUUGUUUAACUCCGCUUCUUUUGGCAACAGUGCUCCAACAAAUGCAGGCUUUGGAUCGUUCGGCUCCCCGAUGCAAGCAGCUCCAACAGCCAACACUACAACAUCUCAAAAUAUGUUUCUUUCCGCGUCUGCGGCUGCCCCGUUCGGUACUGCGAUCGGUUCGAAUGCUUUUGGUGCACCGGUAGCAUCUUUCGCGCCCGGCAUAACUCCAUCGACUACAAUGUACAGCAACAUGGAUACACUUACGCCAGAACAUUUAGCUGCUUUUAAGGCAGAACAAUUUCAACUAGGACGCAUACCAACUGUACCGCCGCCCAAAGAGCUGUGUCAAUAAAAUGUCUGCA
This is a messenger RNA of Anopheles maculipalpis, 1380 nucleotides long. RefSeq lists its product as uncharacterized. NCBI's taxonomy places the organism in Eukaryota, Metazoa, Arthropoda, Insecta, Diptera, Culicidae. The record is from RefSeq and is a predicted model, not a curated record. The transcript has 2 exons. Gene Ontology annotation, molecular function: metal ion binding. Bases 63 to 1370 code for a protein of 435 amino acids.